Miscanthus lutarioriparius is the source of this 1134-nucleotide messenger RNA. Lineage: Eukaryota; Viridiplantae; Streptophyta; Magnoliopsida; Poales; Poaceae. The record is from the annotation of a GenBank genome assembly.
AUGGCGUCGUCCUCCGACGAGCAGCCCAAGCCGCCGGAGCCGCCCGCCGCCGCCGCCGCCGUGGUCGCCGCCACCGCCGUGCCGCCGCAGACACACGCCGAGUGGGCCGCCUCGCUCCAGGCCUACUACGCCGCUGCGGGGCACCACCCCUACGCCUGGCCGGCGCAGCACCUCAUGGCGGCGGCCGCGGCGGGGGCGCCCUUCGGCACGCCGGUGCCGUUCCCCGUCUACCACCCAGGCGCCGCCGCGGCGUACUACGCGCACGCGUCCAUGGCCGCGGGCGUGCCUUACCCGACGAGCGAAGCUGUCCCCGCGGUGGUGCUGGCGGCUCCUCUACCGGAAGGGAAAGGCAAGGGGAAGGGCGGGGGCGCGUCGCCUGAGAAGGGCAGCUCCGGGGCGCCCUCCGGCGAGGACGCCUCCAGGAGUGGUGACAGCGGCAGCGAUGAGUCGUCAGAGACUAGAGAUGAUGACACUGACCAUAAGGAUUCAUCUGCGCCCAAGAAGAGGAAAUCUGGUAACACAUCGGCUGAAGGUGAGCCGUCUCAAGCUGCUGUUGUGCGCUAUGCUGCGGUUGAGUCGCCAUAUCCCGCAAAAGGAAGGUCUGCCUCGAAGCUUCCGGUGUCUGCACCUGGGCGGGCGACGCUUCCUAGUGCCACCCCGAAUCUAAACAUUGGGAUGGACAUUUGGAAUGCUUCUCCGGCCUUGGCUGUUCCUGCAGUGCAGGGGGAAGCGAAUCCUGGGCUGGCACUUGCCCGACGUGAUGGCGUUACUCAACUGGAUGAACGCGAAUUGAAGAGGGAAAGGCGAAAACAAUCUAACAGGGAGUCUGCAAGGAGAUCUAGGUUACGCAAGCAGCAAGAGUGUGAGGAACUAGCAAGGAAGGUAGCUGACCUAACAACUGAGAAUAGUUCUCUCAGAGCAGAACUUGACAACCUCAAGAAGGCUUGCCAAGACAUGGAAGCAGAAAAUUCACGUCUAUUGGAACCAAGUGUCACAACCACAUUGGGAAUGAGCAUCGACCCACCAAAGGUGCAGCAUCAUGACGAUGAGGGCCAGCUCCACAAGAAAUCUAAUAAUAACAGCAAUGGGAACUAUGCGGGAGGCAGCCACAAACCGGAGGCUAACACUAGGUGA